AUGGAUGGAAAGACGUGCUCAAAUUGGGACACGCUAAGUUUCAUCACCGAAUGUGAAGAUGAUGGUGCGGGUGGAAAUAAAACCAUGUGCGCAAAGAUUGAGCAAUUCACAGAGGGAAGAAAACGAGUGAUUCGCAAGUGCAGCACAGCGGACACCGAACCGGGCUGCAUACGGAGAAUUGCGUCCGACAACAUGCCAAUCAGACAUUGCCACUGCAGAGAGCCCCUGUGCAAUCCCGCUUCGCACCCCACUCUGAGUCCCUCGUUGAUUGCGUCGACCCUCAUUUGUCUUCUUGGCGCGUCGCUGUGGAUGUAA
Molecule: messenger RNA, 315 nt
Organism: Mesocestoides corti
Lineage: Eukaryota; Metazoa; Platyhelminthes; Cestoda; Cyclophyllidea; Mesocestoididae
Source: the annotation of a GenBank genome assembly